Messenger RNA from Vitrella brassicaformis, 1240 nucleotides. NCBI's taxonomy places the organism in Eukaryota, Vitrellaceae. The record is from the annotation of a GenBank genome assembly.
GUUCGUGCGGCUUGUCGGACAGCUGUGCGUUGCGAGAGUGAGGCACUCGGCCGACAGACAAGAGGGCGAGAAGAGUCCCUCGAGUCAGUCGUCCUCUCGACUGCUGCCGUGGGUGGCGGGCCGUUGAGCUCACAGACAUCGGAGGUGAGGGAGGCCCAACACUCACUGACUCACUGACUGAUGCGCUCAUCCACUGACCUCAGUGAAUGCGUUGGCCUCUCUGUCUGUCUGUCUGUCUGUCUGUGUGCCUCUCUCUGUGUGUCUGUCGACCCGUUGGUGCAGUGUGGCUGAAGAGCGAUGGCGGCCUCCUCAUCUGCCGCUGCCGCAGGUGGUGGUGUUAGCUCAUUGACCUCUCUCUGAUCUGUCCAUCUGAGCAUCGAACGAGGUAAGCAGCACACAGAUGUGUGAGCAGCAUGCUUGAUGGACAUAAUCCUCUGUCUGUCGGCUCUGUCGCUCUGUGCAGCCUCUCGUCGAGCGCCUCACUCAUCUGACCGUCUUGGCCCAUCCAUCCCAUGCAGUACCACGAGCAUCAGCAGCACCCCGUGUCAUAUGUGUGUGUGGGCCGGAGGAGCCGCUACCUCCUCAGCGUCAAGGACGUCGUGCGGCUGAGGGCCACCUGCACCUGGCUCAGAGAGCUCUUCGGGCCGGCCCAGCUGAGAGAUCGGCUCAGCCACUCGCUGGGCUCACAGGCGGGGCUGCGGCGGGCGAAUGUGAAUGGGCAGCAAGUGCAGCUGCUGCGGUUCUACGACGACCACUUCCACACACAUGAUCUGCUGGCGGCUGUGUGUGUGGUGGAGGAGGGGGGCUGAGGCGAGAUGGCCGAGGUGAUUGAGCUGGCGGGGCAGUGUGGCAACUGUGUGCUGCCUGUGACCCUCAGUAGGGCUGACAUCAACACACACGCAAACAAAACGGUGAGCCGGGGAGAUGAGGGAGAGGGCCUCACUCGUGUGUGUGUGUGUGUGUGUGUGUGUGGUGGUCGUGUGUGUUGGUGUAUGUGUCGGCUCCCCGUGUGUUGGCGCAGCUCAAGAUUGUCAGCCGCCACGUUCACUUCAGUGACGGCUCCUGCCUGCAGCUGUUCCAGCACGGCAAUGGUGAGGUGCGGGCCAUCAAAGACGAGCCCGGCUUCCGACUCACUGUCGACCCGCCCCUCCCUAUCAACCACCUGUACCGGCAGCACAGACAGCUACACGACCCACCUGUGCGCAGCCGCAUGUACAACUCGAUCGCCGACGCCAGAUAA